Hevea brasiliensis (rubber tree) is the source of this 1728-nucleotide messenger RNA. RefSeq lists its product as uncharacterized. The record is from RefSeq and is a predicted model, not a curated record. The transcript is spliced from 2 exons. The coding region runs from base 1 to 1728 and encodes 575 amino acids. NCBI's taxonomy places the organism in Eukaryota, Viridiplantae, Streptophyta, Magnoliopsida, Malpighiales, Euphorbiaceae.
AUGGCUCCUAGCAAAGGAUGGAUGGAUCUUGUUGGUGAUCGUCUUAAUGAUGUAUAUUUGCGUGGGGUUGAGGAAUUUUUAGACUAUGCUUUUAAGAAAACUGGGAGGCGUGGGGAAAUAUGUUGUCCAUGUGUCAAGUGUAGUAACACGUAUUCCGCCACACAAGAAGUGGUAGGGACACACCUCAAGGUGUAUGGAAUAAUACGUAAUUAUACAUUUUGGUAUCACCAUGGAGAAAGGGUAGGUGAAUCUGAAUCUAAUUUAGAAAAUGUUCAACAAAGUGAAGAUGAGCCCAGCAAUGAGAUGCAUGACAUUUUAAGGGAUUUGUAUCCAGAGUUUUGUGGUCAAGAUACAAAUGAUAUGGAUACGGAUAUCUUCGCUUGUGAUAUUCAUAAAGAGGAACCGAAUGAGGAAGCGAAUAAAUUCUAUAGGUUACUAAGAGAUUUUGAGCAACCAUUAUACCAAGGUUCUAAGAGCUCAAAGUUAUCUUGCUUAGUCAAAUUGCUCCAUAUCAAGAGCCUUGGUCGAUGGAGUAAUGAGUCAUUUACUAUGUUGUUGCAAUUAUUGAAAGAUGAAUUAUUACCUCAAGGAUCUAAUUUGCCACAAUCGUAUUAUGAUGCAAAGAAAGUAAUUCAAGAUCUUGGUCUCUCAUACAAAAAAAUUGAUGCAUGUGUAAAUAAUUGCAUGUUAUAUUGGAAAGAGGAUGAGAGGCUAGAUUUUUGUAAGAUUUGUGGCUAUUCUAGAUGGAAGACUGAUAAAUAUAAUGGGGAAGACAAGGUUAAAACCAAUGGGAAGAGAAUACCAAAAAAAAAUUUGCGUUACUUUCCACUAAAGCCAAGACUUCAAAGAUUGUUUAUGUCCACAAAGACAGCGUCUUUGAUGAGAUGGCAUAAAGAUAAGAGGGUAGAUGAUGGAGUGAUGAGACACCCUGCUAAUUCAAUGGCAUGGAUUUCUUUUGACAAACUACAUCCAAAUUUUACCUCAGACUCUCGCAAUGUGAGACUAGGCCUUGCUAGUGAUGGAUUUCAACCUUUUGCCAAUUCAAAAAUGCCAUAUAGUGUUUGGCCUGUUUUACUCAUUCCAUACAAUUUGCCACCUUGGAUGUGCAUGAAACAAUCAAAUUUUAUUUUAUCAAUGCUUAUUCCAGGUCCUGAGGGUCCCGGAGAUGCAAUUGAUAUCUAUCUUCAACCUUUAGUAGAAGAACUAAGAGAGUUAUGGGAAACUGGUUGGACUACUAAGGGAAAGUUGGCUUGUCCUUGUUGUAAUAAGGACACCUAUUGGAUGAGGUUGGCCAAUGGAGGCAAGCAAUGUUAUAUGGGUCAUCGACGAUAUCUUCCUCUUAAUCACAAAUGGAGAAAUGAUAAAAAAUCUUUUGAUGGCACAAGGGAGCGAGGGUUACCACCCAAGCUACUUUCAGGAGAUGAUAUACUUGAUCAAGUGAAAAAUCUUGAAGGGGUCAUAUUAACUAAGGCUCCUCAUAUGAAGAAAGCAAUCUCACAUGAUGGCAGGGGGGACAAUUGGAAUAAAAAGAGUAUAUUCUUUGACCUUCCAUAUUGGAGGACCUUAUUACUACGCCACAACUUAGAUGUCAUGCACAUUGAAAAGAAUAUAGGCGAUAAUAUACUAGGGACAAUACUGAACAUAAAGGGAAAAACUAAAGAUAGCAUCAAAACUCGCCUUGACUUGCAAGCAUUAAAUAUAAGGCCAGAGUUACACCCGAUGCAAUGA